AUGGUCUACCCCUCUUCAACUCAAGAUGUCGUCCAGAUCGUUAAAAUUGCAACUAAACAUUGUAUGCCCGUUACGCCAUGUUCGGGAGCUAUGAGUUUGGAGGGGCACUAUCGUGGGAUUGGCUGGGAAUUUACUGCGAUGGAAACUUGGGGCAGGGAUGCGAUAUCAGAGUCCGGCUAUAAAGUGCUCUAG
Messenger RNA from Laccaria bicolor S238N-H82, 192 nucleotides. RefSeq lists its product as uncharacterized. NCBI's taxonomy places the organism in Eukaryota, Fungi, Basidiomycota, Agaricomycetes, Agaricales, Hydnangiaceae. The coding region runs from base 1 to 192 and encodes 63 amino acids. Gene Ontology annotation, molecular function: flavin adenine dinucleotide binding. The transcript is spliced from 2 exons. The record is from RefSeq and is a predicted model, not a curated record.